GCCUCAGGUUCUCAAGUUUUUCUAGCUCUAUUCCGUCGACCUCUGCCAGAAUCGCACCUCCACCGAUUCCUGGUUACAUCCCAAGUUCUUGUUACCCCCCAAGUCCUCCAGCUGUCUAUCCACAAAUCUGUCAAGUACCAAUGACUCAAACAAUCAUCGUUCCGUCAUCAAGCUCAAGGUCCGUUUGUUCUCGGUCCGUCAGUCAUUCUCGUCCGUGGCCUCCCCGUGUCGUCAAUUCCCCAAGCCCGACUACUUCCCGAAGCAGGAGUCUUUCUCCGCCACCAUUCCCUAUGCCUUCAGUUGCUAUUCCUUGUCCAUCUUCUGUAAAAUAUGGUUGGUCGGAGUUUCCGCCUUGCCCCUUCAUUCCCCACCCUCGAUUCUAUUUUCAAGAUGGAAAUGUCAAUCUCGAGAUUAACGGGACCCGGUACAAAAUCCACCGUCAUUUCUUGGUGAUGAAUUCUUCUGUGUUCGCACACGAACUACCGUUCAACAUCAUAUUCAAGUCUUUGCCUUGUGAUGUCGACCAACAGGCAUUUGAACUUGUGUUGUCCCUAUUCUACCCAAAGGACUGUUUCAGUGGACACGACAUCCAGUCCGAGUCGGAUUGGCACAGGGUUCUUGUUUUUGCGUGCCGAUACAAGAUGAUACUUAUUCGAGAUAUGGCUAUCACCAAAGUCCCGAGUCUGGAUCCCAUUGUCAAAGCCGAAUUGGCGGCUAAGUACGGAUUGAAGGAUUGGCUUGUGCCAGUGUACACAGAUCUGUGCAUAAAGGAUUUGACGACCCGGAAGGGAUGGUCGGCGGAGGAAGGAAAGAAGAUAGGCCUGGAAGGUAUUUUGGCUCUUAUUGAAGUUAAGCGGGAUAUAGUGGAUCGUUUGGGAGAGUAUCUCGACCGGGAAAAGGUAAUGAAGGCGGUGGAGGAGAAAUUAGAAGAGCUGAAUUUGAUCUGAACGGCCCUUUGUACCAAGUAACUGACACGUAACUGUACGAUAGAUUUACGUUUUCUUCUCGGUCCAGUCAUUGACUGGUGUCUUCAUGCCUUCCAAUUUGUACAUUCGAAAGUUCGUUU
This is a messenger RNA of Desarmillaria tabescens, 1066 nucleotides long. RefSeq lists its product as uncharacterized. The coding region runs from base 141 to 947 and encodes 268 amino acids. Gene Ontology annotation, molecular function: protein binding. The transcript has 9 exons. The record is from RefSeq and is a predicted model, not a curated record. Lineage: Eukaryota; Fungi; Basidiomycota; Agaricomycetes; Agaricales; Physalacriaceae.